Cutaneotrichosporon cavernicola is the source of this 3594-nucleotide messenger RNA. RefSeq lists its product as uncharacterized. The coding region runs from base 1 to 3594 and encodes 1197 amino acids. The transcript is spliced from 3 exons. The record is from RefSeq and is a predicted model, not a curated record. NCBI's taxonomy places the organism in Eukaryota, Fungi, Basidiomycota, Tremellomycetes, Trichosporonales, Trichosporonaceae.
AUGCGUCAUACCGCUGCAGGUCUCGGUACCGCAAACAUUGGCCUCGGCCCCGUCCUCCUCGACUUCAAGGACUGGGUCAAGGCCGGUCAAUCUGGCGGCCACGCCGCCAGCACCGUCGUCGCAAGUGGGAACAGGCACGAGUCGCACCAUUACUCGGAACCCCACCAGCAACCCCGCGACGCACACGCCCACGCUCACUCCCACGAACACCCACCACUCCAACCACGCCACUCGUAUAGCUCCACCUUCUCCAGCAGUAACCUCUCUGCAGAAGCAGACUAUGGAGGCGCAAGUGCGCGCGAGUCGUACUCGUCGUAUGGUGGAGGAUCAUCCGAGUACACUUCCUCAUCACCGCAUGCGCCCUAUCGCUCCUCUCCCAUUCCCAGGACAAUCCCCACGCACUCUCUACCUUCCUCCAACUCUAGAGCAUCCAUCUCGUCUCUCAGCAUAGACUCGUCCCACAGCCCAAAAAUCCUUGGCAACAACGUGUCGCGGCUCCCCGACAGGCCACCACAGUCCCCAGACACCCCGAUGAGGCCAACCGCGGGCGCAACCCCAAGGAACACGUCCUACGAGUUCCAGCGCGAGCUGAGCCGUCUCAGUCUGCAGAGCGGCCGCGUGUCGCGCAGUUCUCUCAACCCCAGCAUCCACCAGUCACCGCUCGGCUCUCCAGCGCUUCUGCCUGAAGUCGAGUCGCCCCUGGGCGCUGACCGCGCGCGCCGCCAAUCCGUCCCUACUCAGAGCCCACUCGAGCGGAGGUUCUCGAGGCGCUUGAUGUCUCGCCACGACAGUCAGAGCAGCAACCUCGUGAGCGACCGAGGGGAACAAGAGGCCAUCGAGGAGAUCAGCCCGGUGCGGGAACCGCUCGACGAGCGAAUACGCGAAGCAGAGGAGCGACUGGCACGUAGGGCCUCGCUACGGGACUCUCCCCACAAGCCAGCGUCUACACCACAUCGCGGAAGGUUUAACACGACCUCGGCUGGGCUGCGCAACACGGUGUCGCCACCGCUAUCAAACGGCCACGGCACCCCUCAAGACCAGUCGGGUGCUGUUGCAUUACAGAACGGCUCAUCUUCACGGUCAUCACGAAUCCGUCCGUCGAUCCCAGCAGAGUUUCAGCAAAAUGAACGCUCGCCGUUCACAACACCUCCGGCCGAUGGUCGAUUUGCAGGGUUGGUUGACAUUGGGUCGCCAAGGUCGCCCUUACCUUACCAUCAGGAGGAGCGCGAGGAGAUUGUGUCCCCUCGUCGCAGCACCAUGGCGGCGUACCACCGCCCGCUGACAUCUCUCGACCACAGAGAUGGGCCAAACCCCUUCAACCCUCACCGCAGUCGGAUGUCCUUGUCGCGGACGUACUCACGCGACCUCGACCUUGCGUCUUUGACGCCCGGUGGUCGGCGCGAGCUGCCGGCCCGCGCGCGCCCUGAGAGUGUUCUUGAAACGUCAGCGGACCACCAGAGGUACAACUCGCACGGUCACGGAUUGGGCUCUGCCCGCCGCCAGAGCCAGUAUGGCGACGAGCGCUCCCAGCGGCUCAGCGCGUUGCUGAGCAGCGACAGAGACUACAGCACGCGUCACUCUCGUGACCUCGGAGCCCAGUUUGGGCAGCGCCGUGACUCGACCUAUUCCCGCGAUUCGGUCCAUUCGCAGCGCGACAGCAUCUACUCGCAGCGCGACUCGCGCCACUCGCACUCGCUGUCGCAACGUGACUCAUUGUCUGGGCAACGAGACUCAUUCUACUCGCAGCGAGGGUCGCGUGACUUUGCGCGCGAGUCGCUCCGCUUGGGAGACUUUGGGCCUCGGACGCACACGCGUCAGGAGUCGCGCGAGGUACUGGGCCCGACCAACCGCGACUCGAGGGAGUUUCCACGCGACUCGCGCGACUUCUCAAACCGCGCCCCCUUAGCGCCGAGCGACUCCGUGUCUGCUGUUGGCUCGCGUGGUGAGCACAGCGCGCCACGGGUGGAGAGCCGUGCCUCGGUCGAGACACCUCCCCGCAAGGACCCACUCGAGAUUAUACGCAAACUUGAGGAGACGCGGUCGAAAUCGAACCGUCAGUGGGAGGAGGACCGCUCCGCAUCUGCGAUGAGCAAGUACGGCGAGCGCGAGAUGCUAGCGCGUGUCCCGUCUCGACUCGACGACCCGCCGGUGUCGGCGCGACCUGGAUCGCGGAUGAGCGCAUCGCGCUUAGGACCACGGCCUGCGUCGGCGAUGUCCUCUAUGCGCGACUCAACACACAGCGGACCCACCGCACCACGUACGGCACCGAACCUCCGUCGGCGCUUAGACUCUGGCGCGUCAUCCAACAACCUCGAGAGUCCGCUUGUGGGUCGAACGAGCAGGGCAUCUGGAUCGAUGUGUGGGCCCAACACCGAGCCUCGCGUCGUGCGCCACAGCAUGACCAGCCAAGGAGGCCGAAUCUCUGCAGGGGGCCGAUCAGGCGCAAGCAGCGACCAAGCAUCGACAGACCACGGCCGCAAUCUUGUCGACGCCGCGCGUGUGCUUGAGCAGCGUGGCGAGAUUCCGGCCGACGUGCUCGCCAAGCUGUCAGCAGCGGCGUCAUUAGCGGAGAGAGCCAAUGGAGGUGUGCGCGCCGCUAGCCAGAUGGCGACCGAACUCGCACUCGAGAUCGAGCUGGACGAGCCAGAUCACAUUGACAGUGUUCGCAAGCGGUUCCCUCGGCUGGCGGUAACGCUCAAGGAGGCGAACCGCGCUUCAGACCAGGCGGUACGCGACCUUACCGAGGCGCUGCUGGCCGCCCGUGGGGCGACGACGACGGCCACAACGACGCCUGCACGUUUGGGCACGAGGAUGGAGACGGGUCGCCCACCACUCGAGGCAACACACCGCCGUGCCAUGACGUUAGACUCGCCUGCACCGGUCUUGCACUCGCGGCACAGCCCCUCGUUGUCGCACGCGGCGGUCAUGUCAUCGCCCCUCAUGCAGAACAGCCGGCCGCAUCAAUCGUCGGAGCGGUCAGAACCUUGGACUCCCCAGUCAGCAUCUAACAGGCUGGACCCACCGUUGUCGAGCACGUCCUCGCGGUUCGAGGCGCGCUACUUGGACCCAAUCGAGCAGAGCCCCCCAAAGUCUACCCGAGAGAACUCCAAGCAGAACUUGCCGGCAAUUGGGUUAGGCAUCUCCACGCCGUCCCCGCACUCUCCGACGUGGGAGGAUCGCCCGCCGACGCCUGAGCCACAUGUCCCACACAUGCUCCGCAAGCAAGCGAGCACGCUCAGCACUCACACUGUCCGUGGCAACUCGUUUCUCCCGUCGCACCCGCCCGAGGCAACGACAGCGCUGAGCAAUUCGCCGGCGUACAGUACAACGGCAGGCCAGCUCCCGCAGCACCCCGAGGUCGAUAACGGAGACGCUCCUACGCAAGACAAGGAGCGUCGUCCCAGCCUGCGCCUCAAGGAGCUGCCGCAGCGCAAUAGCGUUGUGAGUAUUGCGAGCGUCUACUCGAACCCCGAGGAACCCAACAUGGAGAAUGGUAGCGACAUUGCGCGCAUGGGCACAUUUGGGGCUGUGCAGGGCGCGCAGAUCCGUGCCAGCGUGAGCGAGCGUUUUCGCAAGCAUCUGAACGGGGAGUAA